This is a messenger RNA of Elgaria multicarinata webbii, 1637 nucleotides long. Its product is annotated as gastrula zinc finger protein XlCGF52.1-like. The transcript has 4 exons. Gene Ontology annotation, biological process: regulation of DNA-templated transcription. The coding region runs from base 319 to 1590 and encodes 423 amino acids. The record is from RefSeq and is a predicted model, not a curated record. NCBI's taxonomy places the organism in Eukaryota, Metazoa, Chordata, Lepidosauria, Squamata, Anguidae.
CUUUUGCGUUGCAGCCCUUUGCUUAACCCUAAAGCCAUUAAGACGUGUAUGCAAUGGGAUCCGCUGGGAAGCCAGGAGGGAAGAACCUGUAAACGCUUGGAAUGGUUUCAAAGGCAAAAUUUGCAUUCCUCUGGGGCGAUCUGAACCUGCUUCCCUGGGAGGUGGUUGUUGGGCCACCCUCUGCACAGCGUUUGGAGGCCUGGAAUUGCCAGAUUUUUGCCAAGGAGCCGGAAUCGCUUGCCACCCAGCUCGGAUCUCGUUUGCGGCUUCACUUCUCCCAUCGUUGCAACAUCCUUUUGUGCUCUAAGUAGAAGACAAAUGGCUGCAGCAGACCCAACUCAGGAGCCAGUGACCUUUGAGGAUGUGGCUGUGUAUUUCACAGAAUCUGAGUGGGCGCUGCUGGAUCUGAGUCAAAGGGCUUUAUACCAGGAGGUCAUGCAGGAGAAUUAUAGGAAUGUGGUUUCACUGGGUUAUGAGCAGGUGAAGGAGGAAGAGGAAAGCUCUCCGCUUGCAAAACCAAGAGAGAUGACUUUGCAAUGGAGCAAAGAGACAGCAACCAAGCAUAGAAAGGAAGGAGAGAACUCCGGACCAAAGAGGAGACAAAAAAUACACCAUUGGAAGAAAGCCAUUUUGGGGGAGGAAAUUAACAAGCAUCCUAGGGAGACGACAAUGCGAGAGGGGAGUCACGGGGGUGGGAUGCAAAAGGCAUGUGCAGAAGAAGCAGAAAGCGAUACACAUUCAACAGCACAACACCUUAAGUGCUUUGCCUGUGGGAGAAUCUGCAGUCACAAUGCUGCCCUUAUUGUCCACUUGAGAUCUCACACUGGAGAGAAGCCAUAUGCGUGUCCUGAUUGCGGGAAAAAGUUUGCUUGCAGGGGAAAUCUUAAUAGACAUGAAAAGGUCCACUCAGGAGAAAAACCGUAUGUAUGUUCAGAGUGUGGGAGAAAGUUCCUCGUCAAAGAACAUCUUACUAGUCAUGAAAAGAUCCAUUUAGGAGAGAAGCCGUACGCAUGUUCCGUUUGUGGGAAAACGUUCAGUUUCAAAGGAAAUCUCAACAGACAUGGAAAAAUCCAUUCGGGAGAAAAACCAUUUACAUGUUCAGGCUGUGGGAAAAAGUUCAUUGACAAAGAACGUCUUACUAGACAUGAAAAGAUCCAUUCCGGAGAAAAACCAUUUAUAUGUUCAGACUGUGGGAAAAACUUCAGUUGCAAAGAAACCCUCAACAGACAUGAGAAAAGGCAUUCUGGAAUGGAGAAAUACACAUGUUCAGAUUGUGGGAAGAACUUCAACCAAAGAGGAAAUCUUAUUAGACAUGAAAAGAUCCAUUCAGGAGAGAAGCUGUUUAAAUGCUUAUACUGUGGGAAAUGCUUCAGAGAGAGAGAGUACCUUAAUGUUCAUGAGAGAAUCCAUACCGGAGAGAAACCCUAUGAAUGCCCAGAUUGUGGGAAAAGCUUCAAAUGUGCAUCAAACUUUAGCAGGCAUAAGAAAACUCACGGAGAAGAAACCCCGCAUCAAUGUUCAUAUUGCGGGGAAAAAAUUGUGACUAUUUCAGACCUUAAACUUCAUGAGAGAAUCCACACUGGUGAGUAAGCUUAUCAGUGCAUUGACUGUAAGAAACGCUUCCUUUGUAACUCCAG